Molecule: messenger RNA, 4152 nt
Organism: Nannizzia gypsea CBS 118893
Lineage: Eukaryota; Fungi; Ascomycota; Eurotiomycetes; Onygenales; Arthrodermataceae
Product: eukaryotic translation initiation factor 4 gamma
Exons: 5
Coding region: 1-4152 (1383 amino acids)
Cellular component (GO): eukaryotic translation initiation factor 4F complex
Molecular function (GO): mRNA binding; translation initiation factor activity; protein binding
Source: RefSeq, a predicted model, not a curated record
AUGACAUCUGUCUCCCGGCCUAACCUCCGCUUCGGCGCGGUCGAAGGCUCUCCUAGGAUGGGACCGCCUGCUGUCCCAGCUAACCAGCAACAGCAGCCACAGCAAGCACAGCAGCAACAACAACAGCAACAGGCUUCCCUCGGUGUAGGCCCUUCUAGCAACUCGCGGGGGCCUUCGCCGCAUGCUUCUCCUUCUCCCAUUCCACAGCCCUUGGCCAGCGGUGGUCGUCCCCCGUCUUCUCUCCAGGGCUCAGGGAAUAACUUGAAUUUCAUAGCUGAUAUGGACCAAAAUGACCAGCGAAACAUGAGGCCAAAUCACCAGCCAUAUAGGCCGCAUCCGAACACUCGAGGCGGUCCGAACAUGAAUGCUCGAUACAACAACACCCAGCAACGGCCGUACGGUGGCUACCCGAACCCUCCACAUCAGCACCGGCAUCAAAAUCAUCACCAACACCAGCACCAGCACCAGCAUCAGCAUCAGCACCAGCACCAACAGCCCGGAUCGAGCCCCGCGCUCUCCCACACGAACCCGGCUACUCCCCAGAUGGCUCCCGUGCCCAUGACAAACCCGCAGAUGCAGCCCCAGCAGUAUGGUGCUUAUCCUCAGCCCAUGGCAGCUCAACAAGUAAAUCAGCAUCCGUUCCCUUCUUCCUCUUCUUCCUCAUCUUCCUCCACCAAGUUUCACAGCAAACGCCGCUCUUCUUAUCACAAAAAGCACUUCUCUUCCUCACACUAUACCCCUGCUCCUCCUUACCAUCAUCCCCAUCACAAUGGCCCCAUUCCCCUUCCUCCUACUCCUUCACUACCCCCUCCGCCACCACCUCCUCCUCACCAAUUAACGCAUCAAUCAUAUCAACCCCCUUCUUAUGAGCCUCCAUCCCUUCCUCCACAACUACAUCCGCUCCCUACUCCCCCUCCUCAAGUUUCCUCACCAAUUACUACGGCGGAACUGCCACCACAAGAAGAGCAGCAGCGGCCUUCUCACAUAUGCCUCUCGCCGGAAAGCGGCAAUUUUGAACAUCUUCUAACCAAAUUCAAAUCUCAGGGCUACCCUCCUUACGAUAACAAUGCCUACUACUACCCUGGCCAAUACAGCAUGCAGCCCAUGCCCAUGGUUCCCUCUUCUCCUCGAAACAGUUACGGAAUCCCUCAACAACCUUAUAUGCCAGGCCAGUACGCCGCUCAGCCACACCAGAUGCCCCAGGGUGUACCCAUCGCCAGAUCUUCCUCUCAAUUGUCUGCCACUGACCGGCCCGGUAGCAGCCUCAGCCAGGUGCCUCCAGCUCCCGGCCCAGGCGGCCCCGGACACCAUCACACUAACAGCCGCAACAACAAUGGAAGCCCCGUCAACCAGUCCCCCUUCGUCGUACCAAAGAAACACAGCCCUCUGAUCAUCCGUGACCCUGGCAGCGGUGCUGUCGUAAAGCCGUCAAGCUCGCCUGCCCGUGGAUCCGCCUCUCCUGCUAAGCCAGGUGUUACACCUACUUCCACCCCGCCACCUCGCACCGCCAGCCGCGGAGAACCAGAUGCCACUGAUGCUAAAUCUCAGACCGGUGAGGAGAAGAAGCAGAGCUUCCAGAAUGCCGUUGUCCAGAGCCUUCGGGAGAAGGAAGCCGCUGCUUCAAAGGCCGAGGAGAAGGCUGCUACCGAGAAGCCUGCCCCCAAGCCAGAAACAAUCCCUGCUCCGGCUCCGGCUCCGGCUCCAGCUGCUACUCCCGCCCCUGCAAAGGAAGAGGAGAAGAAGAAGGAGGAAGAGGAGAAAGUGGUGGUAAGCGAACCCGCUAAGGCCGCUGAAGAGGAUGAGAUCGAUUUUGAUGCCAUUGAGAGGGAGAUGGCUGAGAUCGAAGCCCGAGAAGCCGCUGCUGAGAAGGCCUACCAAGAGAAGAAGGCCAGGGAGAAGGCCGAAGCUGCUCUCAAGGCAAAGGAGAGAGCUGCUGCUGAGGAGGAGGAGCUCAAGAAAGCUGAGCGAGAGGCUGAGGCCGCCGAGGAGGCUCGUAUCAAGAAACUCGAGUCUGGCGAGAACGAUGCAGACAGAAAGGAGCGUGAAUCGCUCUUUGCUUCUCUUAGGGGCAAAUCAGCCACCCCUGCAGACACCCCAGCCGUUGCUACUCCCUCCGAGAGCGGCGCCGCAACUCCAGUCUCCGAUACCUCGAUGGGACCACCACAGCAGAAACUUCUCGCCGGCGGUGUUGGAAAGCGUGAGAAACCCGCCUCUCUCAAGCUCGAGACAAAUAAGCAGGUCGAACCACCACAGCCUAGCGCGGCUAUGAAAUCUCUGCACUCCGCUCGAUUCCUCGAAGACCCAAGCAACGUCGCCUACCCACCCUCCAUUGUCUCACCCAACCCGGCACUCAACAACAACGCCCCCGCAGACCGCAAGUUCAAAUACAACAAGGAAUUCUUGCUGCAGUUCCAGAACGUUUUCAAGGAGAAGCCCUCCGUCGACUGGGAUGCUCGUGUCCGUGAGACUGUUGGUGAUGGAUCUACUGAUUCUGCUCGUACCCCCGUCCGCACUCCUGGCCCUCGAUCUGGUGCUAGCCGUGGUCCUGCUCAAGGCCCCAUGAUGGGCCAAUUCAACAAUCCUGUGCGAACACAUACACUCCCCGCCGGCUCCGAUAGAUUCCCCGUCAUGAACGCUCCUCGAGGCUCGUCCAAGGGCGGCAACCCGUUCGGCCAAUUCGGCCCCCUCAACCCCAUGGGCGCUCGAUCUGCCUCCGCCGCUGGCUCACAGCUUGGUGGCUCCCGUAACCCAAGCCACAGAGGUGCUCGCACCGGAAGCAGGCAACAGAAGAAGAAGGAGGAGGAAUUGAGCAAGACAAUGCCUCUAACUGCCAACGCCGACAUCAAGCCUCUCAACACCUCCAAUUCCGGCUGGAAACCACGCAGCAUAGGCAGCAAGGGACCAGGUGCUGCUCCAGAUGGCCAUCUACCACCAGAUGUUGUACAGGGUAAAGUCAAGAGUAACCUGAACAAGAUGACACCCGAGAACUUCGACAAGAUAUCCGGCCAGAUCCUCGACAUUGUCGCUCAAUCCAAGGACGAGUCCGACGGCCGCACCCUUCGCCAAGUCAUCCAGCUCACCUUCGAAAAGGCCACCGACGAAGCUCACUGGGCAUCCAUGUACGCCAAAUUCUGCAUGCGUAUGCAUGAAAGCAUGAGCCCUGAAAUCAAGGACGAAAACAUCCGUGACCGCAACGGCACCAUCGUAGCGGGAGGCAGCUUGUUCCGCAAAUACCUACUUAACCGCUGUCAGGAAGAGUUCGAGCGAGGCUGGAAAGUCAACAUGCCCGAGAAGCCUGAGGGUGUUACUGAAGAGGUUGCCAUGAUGUCUGAUGAAUACUACAAGGCUGCGGCCGCCAAACGACGUGGUCUCGGUCUAGUCAAGUUUAUUGGUGAGCUGUUCAAGCUGGGCAUGUUGACGGAACGAAUUAUGCACGAUUGCGUUAAAAGACUGGUUGAUUAUGACGGUGUGCCUGAUGAGGCAGAAGUUGAGAGUUUGGCCAGUUUGUUGAGAACUAUUGGUGCUAGUUUGGAUAGCUCGGAGAAGGGACAUGCGAUGAUGGAUGCAUACUUCGGUCGUAUCAAGUUGAUGAUGGACACAACCGAGUUGCAGAGCAGACAUCGCUUCAUGCUUAUGGAUGUUAUUGAUUUACGAAAAGCCAACUGGGUAUCAAAGGAUGCCGACAAGGGUCCCAAGACCAUUGCUGAGAUCAGAGAAGAUGCUGCCCGCGCUCAACAAGAGCAAGAACUCGAAAGAGCCCGCCAACAAGCCAACAGAGGCGGUGGCGGUGGUGGACGCAUGCACCUUGGCCGUGGUGACGCCCGUAACUUCGGCAGCUACGGCGCCCAAGUACCUCCACCAGAUUACUCCAACAAAGUCGGCAGUGAUGAUCUACGUCGUCUAAAGACAGGCAGAAAUACCAACCAGCCCGCUUCCUUCAGCCCAUCUGGCCUACUUGGCUCAAGGAGCGGAAGCGGACGAAGAAAUCUAGGACCUGGAGGAAACCUCGUGCGAGGCGGCGAGGAUAGCGGCGCAAGCAGCCGCACCGGAACACCGCCAGCCGGAAAGGAGAAGAAAGAUGAGUCUUCUCAAAAUGCAUUCGGUGCCCUAGCAGGUCUGGACGCAGGCGAUUCCUUAGCAACCUCCCCAUAG